CUCGUCCUCGACGUCAUGAGGGGUUGUGCUUCUGGUGGGAGUCUUUGUGUUCGAUACCGGCGGCCCUUGAAGGAAAGAAAGACUCUCGUUUGCAAAACGCCGCGUGUUCGAGCACCAAGCACCAUCGCCCCGGCGAGUUCUGCCUUCAGACGAGAGCCUGCUUGGUGCUUCGAGUCGCGACGACUGCAAGAGGCCUUUUUCAACAAGACUCGGGCUAAUCCAUUCGAGAGAGACUUUUCUUCUUCUCCACUCCGCGGGCCGAGAGUAAUUAUGAGAGCUCCAAAGGGCACGUUCGCCACUGCAGCGGCGCAGCACGCGGGACUACCACAAGGCACGGUGCACAAACAAGUCGUCAUCGUCGGUAAUGGACCAAGCGGAAUCGCUUUAUCUCACAUGCUCAACGGCAACUGGCCGUACUACAACGGUCAGCCACAUCCGACUGAUGAAGAUUUGACCGCCAGACUGGCAAUGGAACCUCAGGGUCUUUCAAUCGUAGAACAAGACUUGCAAUUUCUAUCUCAGGGAUUAGAAGGGCGUUCGAAUAACGCUGUUUCGCUGCUCUUCGACUGCCUGAACCUGCCGUGCGCAGACCUUGGCGUGGACAGUGAACCCUUGCUAGGGUGGCAGUACCACCCAGACAAGUACGUGGAUCACGUAGUGCUGGGCAAGGGACCACCUGGUGGCUCGUGGCAGACUAUGGACGGCAGUGUCUUGACAAUCAGUCUUUCCCGCUGGAUGGAGCUGCCCGGCCUGGACUUUCGGUGCUUUGGGGGUGGCGGGCCGCCCAUUUGCAGAGACUCGCGCGCCUCAGUGGCCUCUUUGGCCAAGUACUACAGCGACUACGUCAAAUUGCGACACCUCCAGUCCAACUUUCGGUGUGGCACCAUCGUCACCAGGGUGACGCCAUUGCCUGACAACCAGUGGCUCAUCUCAGGGGUGGAGCAGGCAGGGGACGAGGGCGCCCCCGACCUGCCCUUUAACUACGUCACAUCGCAUCUCGUCCUGGCAACUGGGAAUUGCGAUCGUCCCAACAAACUCAAGGUUCCUGGGGACUCUGAGCCCUUUGUUGUAUACUCCUUGCUGGACAUCGAGCGAAUGGUGAAGCAGGGAAAGCUCGGCGAGCACUCCGAUCCCGUCCUGGUCGUGGGCGCAGGGUUAAGCGCAGCCGACGCCAUCAUCUCUUGCCGCUUCCACGGUUUGCCCGUGUUGCACGCCUUCAGAAGGUCUUCAGGCGACCCUGGUUUUGUGUUCAAGCAGCUACCUGAGAACAUGUACCCUGAGUACCACAAAGUGCACCAGAUGAUGACCGACGGUGGAAAGAGCUACAAGAACUACAGGUCGCUGCCCGAGCACAAGAUCAUUGAAAUCAGGCCAGACAACAAGGUGAGAUUAAUGGGUCCAGGAGACAAUGGCAGCUCAGCAUGCUAUGUUAUCAAAGUUUCGGCAGUUGUGGCCUUGCUCGGCGCACAACCUGACCUGGACUUCAUGCCGAUGGCAGGUGCCGGUCUGGGCGUACUGAAGGACCUCCCAGUGGCCAGUCGGUCGAACCCUGUCCACAUCGAUCCAUUCAGCUACGAGUGUUCCUCGGCGCCUGGUCUGUACGCCAUUGGAUCCCUGGCCGGGGACAAUUUGGUUCGCUUCGUGCACGGAGGUGCACUCGCAUUUACCAGUCACAUUCACAAGCAGAUGACGUCUGAAGCCAAUGACACCGCUGAGGAGACUGUGGACGUCUGACCCGAGCUCACUGCCUCAAGUGCCGUCGAUAAAGAAAUUAACUGAGGAUGAUGAUUUUUUUUUAUUCUUCACAAAGUAAUCCUCUUUUCUUACAAUGUGAUUGUUCAAAUUAAUGAAUUUGAUCGAUUGAUUGACAUGUGCGUGUGGCUUUUUAUAUUAAAAUGGUCUAGUUCGUACACGCACAAGCAUUGUUUGUACAAGGAUUUCUACUUUUUUAGUAGGAGAGAGUUGAUAAUGUUAUAUAUUAUAUAAUUUAAUGAUGAAAUAUUUAACUGCACUCACUCGAAAAGGUUGUUAAAUAGCGAGUAGCUCAUUUUUCAAGAACUGUGAGAAAACUAUUAAAAGCACCGAAUAUGUGUUAAAGACUGUGAAGUUGGAAUUCCAGGUCGAAUGCAAACGAUUUGGACGCGAUGUUUGAAAACUGGCUGAUUCUGAUUACUUUUUAGAUGUUUACUCUCAGUGAGUACCUGUAAAACUAAGUAUUGAUCGUGGCGAUGUUAUCUACCGAAGAGUUAAUUCUAUUUUUAUCUGGGCCGGACCCUGAGACUUCUUAAAAACUAAUUAUGUUCAUUCCAAUUAUUAUAAUGUUGCAAAUAAAAAGAAAAUAAUUAGGACAAACA
Neocloeon triangulifer is the source of this 2354-nucleotide messenger RNA. Its product is annotated as oxidative stress-induced growth inhibitor 1-like. The transcript has 7 exons. The record is from RefSeq and is a predicted model, not a curated record. The coding region runs from base 16 to 1734 and encodes 572 amino acids. NCBI's taxonomy places the organism in Eukaryota, Metazoa, Arthropoda, Insecta, Ephemeroptera, Baetidae. Gene Ontology annotation, molecular function: oxidoreductase activity.